AUGAAAGGAAACAUGAAGGUGUUCAUUUUGGUGGCAACAUUGGCUUUGUCAAUGGCAAUCCAUGAUAACCAUGUUAUGGCAAACGAUGCACACACAAAGCCAAUAAUUCAAAUGUAUGGCUCCGGCGAAGGUGGGCCAGCCAACGAUGAUGUGCCAUCACCACCCCCGGAUUUGUCUGCUAACCAACAUUGGCACUUCGGAGACGAUUAUUUGAUCAUCGAUGAUAAUUCAUCCGGUGAACUCGUAUUAGAUGUGGCCAGAACAGAGUUCCCUCAGAUAAUAGCCCUUUGGACACUCAAUGGAGGAGCAAACCAGAAGUGGCAUCAAAUGCGUCAGCUUUCUUUGCCCUGA
Molecule: messenger RNA, 351 nt
Organism: Dovyalis caffra
Lineage: Eukaryota; Viridiplantae; Streptophyta; Magnoliopsida; Malpighiales; Salicaceae
Source: the annotation of a GenBank genome assembly